This is a messenger RNA of Anguilla rostrata (American eel), 905 nucleotides long. RefSeq names its product BEN domain-containing protein 5-like. Gene Ontology annotation, molecular function: DNA binding. Lineage: Eukaryota; Metazoa; Chordata; Actinopteri; Anguilliformes; Anguillidae. Gene Ontology annotation, biological process: negative regulation of DNA-templated transcription. The record is from RefSeq and is a predicted model, not a curated record. The coding region runs from base 362 to 901 and encodes 179 amino acids. The transcript is spliced from 5 exons.
UGCUGUCUUCGGAUGAUGAGGUAGGACUUCCAAGCAGAUGCCCAAUGACAGAAGUGUACACUAAGCUGGAGUUUUGUUAUGUGUAAUUUUUUUUUUAACAUUACACUGUGACUUGUAGGUGUCACAGCAAAUUGUUGCUUAUCUCUCGUACUUAUUGGCACAGACAAGGUUGACGUAAGGAGCCUAAGCCAUAUCUCCAGAGAUGCAUUGAAGUCUUUCCAUCACAAUUAUGAUACUGAUUGCACAGACGAAAGUGGAGUGGUCCCUCAGAAAAUUUAUGAUGAAUUGCUCCAAGGGUACCAUCAAUUAAAGAAGAAAAAACAGCGACUGUCAGUGGAGCUCAGUGAUCUUCAACAGAAAUAUGCAGAAUUGGAAGACAAAAAAGACAUACAAAACAAGUGUGCCCGGUACAAAAGCUACGUAUGGUCCAUCCGGUGCAACAUCCAAACAGUGGGAGGUGUUAGAGGUAUCCUGCAGUACACCUGUGCAACUCAGCACCUCACAGACCAGUGAAGAGACAACCCUUCUAUGCCCAGAUGGAAAGAUCCAUAUUGGGGGUGGAGCCUACAUUUCUGCAGGGACCUGGCGCUGGAUUAGUGGAGCCAAAAAUGACUCCUCUAAUCCAGACUUCUGCAAGGACCUUGCCGUAGCCAUCUGGGGGUCAGAGGUCCUGCGGAACCGAUCCACUGAGGGGAAGGUGUGCAACAGACUCAAAGGCCAAGGAGCUGUUGCCAAACCUCCCCUCACUCCUGAAAAAUACCAAGCAGCUAAAGACUCUUUCAAGAGAUGGCUGCUUGAAAAAGGUGUGCCGGAACCAGAGGUGGCUGCUCGCAGCCGUAAAAUUGGGCAGUAUGCCUCUGAAAAAAUCAUGGACAUUAACAAAUCAAUAAAAAGGAUCUAAUACA